Messenger RNA from Sphaeramia orbicularis (orbiculate cardinalfish), 5150 nucleotides. RefSeq names its product FYVE, RhoGEF and PH domain-containing protein 6-like. The record is from RefSeq and is a predicted model, not a curated record. Lineage: Eukaryota; Metazoa; Chordata; Actinopteri; Kurtiformes; Apogonidae. Gene Ontology annotation, molecular function: guanyl-nucleotide exchange factor activity; metal ion binding. The transcript has 21 exons. Gene Ontology annotation, cellular component: cytoplasm. Bases 359 to 4093 code for a protein of 1244 amino acids.
UUCACAUGUCACACUUUGUUAAUGUUCCUUAGAAAUUACGGUAAACAGUCAUUUUAUUUGGGAAUUACUCGACCUGUGUUUGGCUCAUGGGGACCUCUAGUGGAUUGCCCACGAAAACAAAAGGGAAGCUCAGUAUUAACGUCUGGCAGCCAGUCAGUGAGUGCGUCCUCAGGGAGCAGCGGUGCAGCAGGACCACAAGUGUUCCUCGAGCAAAAGCGAAUAAAUAUGUUAAUUUAGACGGAUGGAUUACUUAUAAUCGACGCUUAAUAUGUAUCCGGAGUUAAAGGAUGGCCUGUUUCCUUUUCCUUACCAUGGAUUAUAAAAGUUAAAACAACGGAAGCGACGCGAGAGAGAAGUAAUGAUGAAGUCAGGAGUGCAGAAACCACCUGUGGCCCCUAAACCAAAGACAGUCCAGCCGAUGAAACCAGGACUGUCUCCUGCAACCCCCAGAAGAAAUGGCCUGUCCCUACCAUCUCCUGGCACAGCAAGGAGGACCAAACCAGCUUUGGCCCCCAAACCCUGCCUAUCCAAAUGCACCACUGGUGUGGAAUCUAUACCACUCACUUCUAAAAGCCUCCACCAAACAUCUAGUGCAGAGACCCCAUUGACUGUGGGCCUCCUUAACUCUCAAAAUGGGAUACAAGAAGAAAACAAAAAGUCAAACUGGGACUAUAUUAUUCCUAUUUGUCUGUGCAGCCAGGAAAACUGUAUGUGCUUGAAGACCUCUGCAGACAGAAUGGACUUGAAAACGCCACUCAAGGGUAAAACUGAAGAAAACAGAAAAGCUGCUACUGCAAUUCAUAGUGUUGUGGAAAAUAUUGAAGAGAAAACAUACCAAGCUUUAACCAACAUCUGUCUCACUAACCACAAAUCACUACAAGAGACAUUAACUUUAGACAACAAUUUUAACACAGAUAAAGAUGCCUCUAGUCCCUCUUUUCCUGCAGAAUGGCCUGAUGAGACUAAAGGUGCUGUAAUGGCUCUGAGCGCACCUGAGCAAGGACUAGAGGAAGAUUGUCUUGGCUCAGACCAAUUGUCUAAUGUGCCCCAAUCCAAAGCUAAACCAGUCCCAGUAGCCCCUAGGAAGCCCUGCCCUGUCCCUGUACCACGGAAACCCAGGAAGGCUGGACUGGCCCAUCAGGAAAAGGAGGGAGAGGCCACAAACCAGGAUGGGAGGGAAAUGAUCAUUGAUGAGGUGAAGCUGUCAUCAGAAGGGAAGAGCUGCCCAUCCUCAUAUGUCAGUGUAUCUGACAGAGAAGACACCCUAUCUCAUUUUAUUUGUGUAAAACAAACCAGUGCCCCACCAGCCCCUCCGCCCAGGAAAAAGCCCUUUCUGUCUGCACCUGAGAAAGCACUCGCCUCUUCCCCACAGGAUGUGGAAGAGCAAGACCUGGGCUGGGACAGUAACAUCUAUGAGAUGGAGAUAUCAGUCGAUAAGGAGGACGAAGAGUCGGGGAAGCAGCAGGAAAGACAGGAUGAUCAGGCAGUGGUCUAUAGCGACCUUACACAUAGGACUUCUUCCAUCAGCCGACCUCCUGCUGUCACUGUAACUGAGGAGAAAGUGGUGGUCAAGGCAGUGCCAAAGAAGCCAGAGAGACGCUCCAUGGCAUGGAUGCAGAGGAAAGAAGGCUCUGAAGAGAAGGAAGAGCAGAUAUUUGAAUGUAGUGAAAAAAGGCAGUCUGAACCUGAACAGGACUCGAUUUUGAAGGAGAGGCUCAUGAGAGAGCUGCCUUUAAAUCCACAUGAGAAAACAAGCAUAGCUCUUUUAGCACCCACCAAACCGUCCCGAUCCAGCCUCAGCAAAGCUAAGUCCUUCUCCGGUGCUGACAUCAUUCGGUCUGAAGGCCAGAGGAGGAACUCCUUCAGGAAAUUACUAGACUUGAAACUCACUGUGAAGAUGCUUCCUAAACUCAUCGUGAAAGGGACCCAGACAUCAAAUGUUAGAGAACAAAGUGUGGACAAAGGACCUCAGAACAACCAUGAGGACUUCAGGACUAAACGUAAAUACUCCUGCCCGCUAAUUGGAGUUGAGCAAAAUGUGGAUGGAGAUGUGUUUCCUCCUGAGGUGGAGCAGGGUGUUGACUAUGAGAACAUCCCACUGUACGAGGAAAUAGCAGACUAUGUGAACCUGGAUGUGGGGAAGGAGGUGACAUCACCCUGGGCCUUGCAGCUUCCAGACUGGCAGAGCUCAGCUUAUAAUGACGAGGGCAUUUAUGAAGAGCAGGAGCCAUACAUGCCUCUGCAGAGAAACACUGCACACCAGCAGGAACAAUACGAAUAUCCCAGAGGCUUUGUCCAUGAAGAGGUUGUACCGCUUGAUGGACCCUCAGAUGAUGACAUUAUGGACCACAGCUCUGACGACGAAGAAGAGGAGGAGGACAGCAGCUCUAUCUCAAGUAAAGGAGACAUAGAGCCAACAGAGGAGAGUGUGAAUGAAAAGAAGAAGACCAAGAUUCUCCACAUUGCCACUGAAAUUAUGAGCUCUGAGAGUGUGUUUGUUGAUGUCCUGAAGCUGCUUCAUGUUGACUUCCGAGAUGCGGUGUCCAAAGCAUCUCGUAAGAGCGGGAAACCUGUGAUUGAGAAUCAGCUGUUGAACCAGAUCCUUUACUACCUCCCGCAGCUCUAUGAACUCAACAAAGACCUGCUCAAAGAACUGAAGCAGAGAGUGGCCAAAUGGGAUGAAAAGCCCCAGGUUGCAGACAUCUUCCUGAAGAAAGGGCCCUAUCUGAAGAUGUACUCUAUGUAUAUCCGAGAGUUUGACAAGAAUGUAGCUCUGCUGGAAGAGCAAACAAAGAAGAACCCUGCGUUUGGUGCCGUAGUUCGAAAAUUUGAGGCAAGUCCAUGCUGUGCCAAUCUGGCUCUGAAGCAUUACCUCCUCAAACCUGUUCAGAGGAUUCCUCAGUAUCAGCUGCUGCUCACAGAUUAUCUGAAAAACCUGUCUGAAGACUGUGAUGAUUACAAGGACACACAAGCUGCUCUUGUCAUAGUGAAAGAAGUGGCAAAUCACGCGAACGACAUCAUGAAACAAGGGGAUAUCUUUCAGAAGCUGAUCCAGGUGCAGUGCAGACUUACUGGAUACCAUGAGAUAGUCCAUCCGGGACGGAUCUUCCUGAGAGAGGGCAUCCUGAAGAAGCUUUCCAGGAAGGUUAUGCAACCCAGAAUGUUCUUCCUGUUUAAUGACAUCCUGCUGUACACCACUCCUGUCCAGUCUGGCCAGUUUAAGGUUAACAACAUGCUGUCUCUGGCUGGGAUGAAGGUUAGCAAACCCACCCAAGAGGCCUACCAGAAUGAGCUGAACAUAGAGAGCGUGGAGCGCUCCUUCAUCCUCUCUGCCAGUUCAGCUUUAGAAAGAGAUGACUGGCUCGAAGCCAUUUCUACAGCGAUUACUGAUUAUACAAAGAAGAAAAUCAGUUUCAUAUCUGGAAAAACUCCAGAUGAGGUAGAACUGAGGGAUGCCACAAACGGUGCUCCUUUAGGAUCCAAAGCUCCCAUUUGGAUCCCUGACCCACGAACCACCAUGUGCAUGAUCUGCACCUGUGAAUUCAGCCUGACAUGGAGACGACAUCACUGUCGUGCAUGUGGGAAGGUUGUGUGUCAAUCCUGUUCCUCCAACAAACACUGUCUUGCCUACCUGAAGAACCAGUUGGCACGAGUGUGUGACCAGUGUUUCAUUGUCCUACAGCAGCAAAAAUGUGAACAGACACUGCCAUCAGCUGUUUCCUCCGGUAGCAAAUCUACCUUUGCUUUCUCUAGGAAACAGAAGAAAAUCCCUGCAGCCCUGAAAGAGGUGUCGGCAAGUACAGGCAACUCCUCCAUGAGCGGGUAUUUACAGAGGUCAAAGGGCAACAGAAAGCAGGGGAAGAGGCUGUGGUUCGUCAUCAAGGAUAAGGUGCUGUAUACAUACGCUGCAAGUGAGGAUGUUGCAGCCUUAGAGAGUCAACCUCUGCUGGGAUUUGUGUUGAAAGUCGAUUCAUCUCAGAAUUUACAGUUCAAGCUCUACCACAAAAAUACAUUGUACUACAUCUUUAAAGCUGAUGAUACGCAAACAGCCCAGAGGUGGAUUGAGUCCUUUAAAGAAGCCACAGUUCUUUGAUAUGUGAAGUGUCUUCAUGUAAAUAUGUCUGUUCUCUCUCUCUCUCAGUCCUGUUGAAACAUACCAGUACCACUGGAAUACAAACAUUUUAUUGGUUUUAUAGGAUUUACCUUAAUUACCUUAUAUGGCUUUGGAAAAACAUUAUUAGACCACUUCCAACACUGAUAAUUUUGUGAUGAAGUGCCUAAUAGUUACAGAAAUUCAUAAUAUACAUGAGACAAUCUGAUAAUAACACACUGUAUUCAUAAAUUAUGUAUAAACAUGAAAUAUAUAAUUAGUAAAACAUUUCUGAAACACUACUAUGUGUAACAGCUUCAUAUAAAAGGUUAAGACGCUCCAAAGUAAUUUAGAACUUCACCAAGACAAGACGAACAUUUUGAAAUCAGCUGAAAAAAAGCCAUUCAUUGUCCACCAACAUCUACAAAAGCAGAGGCAGAAAACACACUUAAAUGGCAUGUCACAGUGGGAUAAUAAUUAUUUCCAAAGCUGUAUGUUGUUUCAAAAACACUCCUGUGGAAGUGGAUGCUUUUUUCAGGUUAAUAUUUAUCUCUUCCACUAGUUUGUGCUACAAAAAUCAUGUGACAAUGACAUGAAUCUACUGUAUUUUAGUUUUUUAUGCUGUGGCAGUGUCAGAAUGUCUACAUUUAUCUGCUCACAUCUUAUCAAUUUUAGGUAAUGAAAGACCAAUUAAUCAUCUCUAAAAUUACAAAGCAAAUUCUAAAGAAAAAUUGUGAUGAACUUUUUGAGUCCUAUAGGGUGGAAAAACACAUGUAACUAUGUUUUGUUUAACAUUUAUUUCAUGCUCAUAGGUGAUGGUUUUGAAUGUUGUCUGUAAAGCAUAUAUCAUGCACUUUUUAAUGCUGAUAUUACUUAGUAUACAUUAUUCAGGCAUCCAGCUGAAAUUCUUAUUAACCGUUUGGACGUAACCUGCCCUUAAGUCACUCAAGUCACUGUAAAUAUAGGUGAUUGUGAUUAAAUGUUAUGCAAUGAAAACAAAUUUUCAUGAAUCUCAUUUUUACUGUUUAAACUGUCAUUGAAAUAAACGUUUACGCCUUUA